AUGACGAGGAAUUAUAAACUGUUUCUCGUUGGGAGAACUUCAAAUGGAAAAAGCUCAACAGGAAAUUCAAUUUUAUCCAGCAAACCAUUUUCUUUAAAUUCAGAAGAAAUUGUCGUGAAGUCAGGCAAAGCAAAUCAAUACGAUGUUACAUUGGUCGACGGCUAUGGCAUUGGAGAUAGUGUUAAGGACUUAAAGGGAGAUAUGAAACGAUUAAUUUAUAAUAUAGAGAAAGUUUUUAAUGAAAACUUAAAUAACUGUUUUUCAGCUUUGCUAUUAGUUAUCCCAUUAUAUGUUAGAUAUACCCAUCAAGAAAGUGAAAGUGUCCGUGUUGUAAAGUCUAUUUUUGGUCAGAAUGUUUUUGAGAAAUGUGGAAUAAUUGUUAUGACGUAUGGGGAUAUGUUUCCACCUCCUACAAGAUGUACUAGCUUUGAUACAUGGUGUAAGGAGCAAAAAGGAGACAUUAGAAAACUCCUUAGUGAAUGUAACAACAGGUACGUCCUGUUCGACAAUAAAACAUGCGAUAAAAACAUACAGAAAGUGCAAGUAGAUAAACUAAUGACUGAAGUUAUAAAAAUAAAUCAAGAAUACAAUGAUCGAGAUUUUGAAAAUGCAAGUACCCAACGCAAUGCGCUAAAAGGUUUAGAUGCUGAUAACAAUAGUCAAUCUUCUGAGGAUGUUAGACGACCAUUAUUUGAACCAGGAAGCUAUGGUGAUGGCAGUGUAUUGAUAUAG
This is a messenger RNA of Physella acuta, 732 nucleotides long. RefSeq lists its product as uncharacterized. Gene Ontology annotation, molecular function: GTP binding. NCBI's taxonomy places the organism in Eukaryota, Metazoa, Mollusca, Gastropoda, Physidae. The record is from RefSeq and is a predicted model, not a curated record.